Molecule: messenger RNA, 921 nt
Organism: Euleptes europaea (tarantolino)
Lineage: Eukaryota; Metazoa; Chordata; Lepidosauria; Squamata; Sphaerodactylidae
Gene: CTSH
Product: cathepsin H
Exons: 11
Coding region: 16-912 (298 amino acids)
Biological process (GO): immune response
Cellular component (GO): lysosome
Molecular function (GO): cysteine-type endopeptidase activity
Source: RefSeq, a predicted model, not a curated record
CUCUUCAAGGCCUGGAUGCGUCAGCACGCCAAGCAGUACCGCCUCCCGGAAGAGUACCAGCGGCGCUUGCAGAUCUUCGCCAGCAACAGGGCGAAGCUGGACCGCCACAACGCCCGCAACCACUCCUUCCAAAUGGGCCUGAAUCCGUUUUCAGACAUGACGUUUGAGGAAUUCCGAAAGCGGCAUCUCUGGCACGAGCCUCAGAACUGCUCGGCCACCAAGGGCAAUUUCGUGGGCACUGCUGGGUGGCACCCGACGGCUAUGGACUGGAGGAAGAAAGGCAACUAUGUGACACCGGUCAAAAAUCAGGGUCCUUGUGGGAGCUGCUGGACAUUCUCAACUACAGGGUGCUUAGAGUCUGCCAUCGCCAUCGCCACUGGGAAGCUGCUGAACCUGGCUGAACAGCAGCUGGUCGACUGUGCCCAGGGCUUCAACAACCAUGGCUGUAGUGGAGGCCUCCCCAGCCAGGCUUUUGAAUACAUCCGAUACAACCAAGGGCUCAUGGGCGAGGAUGCGUACCCGUAUCGGGCCAAGAACGGCACCUGCAGGUUCCAGCCCAGGGAGGCCAUUGCCUUCGUCAAAGACGUUGUCAACAUUACGCUGAAUGAUGAAGAGAGCAUGGUGGAAGCGGUGGGGAGCCACAAUCCGGUGAGCUUUGCCUUUGAUGUGACAGAGGACUUCAUGCUCUACAGAAAGGGGGUUUACUCGAGCAAACGCUGUCAUAAGACUCCGGACAAAGUGAAUCACGCUGUCCUGGCUGUGGGCUACGGGGAAGAGAACGGCCUUCCCUACUGGAUUGUCAAAAACUCCUGGGGCCCAAAGUGGGGCAUGGAUGGGUACUUCAACAUUGAGCGGGGAUGCAACAUGUGUGGUCUUGCUGCCUGUGCCUCUUACCCCAUCCCGCUUGUCUAGGCGGGGUGG